This is a messenger RNA of Physeter macrocephalus (sperm whale), 1252 nucleotides long. RefSeq names its product intraflagellar transport 20 (gene IFT20). The record is from RefSeq and is a predicted model, not a curated record. NCBI's taxonomy places the organism in Eukaryota, Metazoa, Chordata, Mammalia, Artiodactyla, Physeteridae. Bases 517 to 915 code for a protein of 132 amino acids. The transcript is spliced from 7 exons. Gene Ontology annotation, biological process: centrosome localization; protein localization to cilium; intraciliary transport. Gene Ontology annotation, cellular component: intraciliary transport particle B; cilium; Golgi apparatus.
UUCCCAGCAGGCUCUGCGGGUGUACGGGCUUACGAUGUCGGGAAGUGAUGUUAGGCGUAAACAGGUCCUGUAGCCGUGGCCGCUGCUGAGGCUGGCGGCCAGGGCGCCGGCUGCCACUGACCGGAGAGAGAAGCUGCCUGCAGACGUCAGCCUGGGUCACAGCCGCCGCCGCCGCUGUGGGGUAAACAGGCAGGAUAGGCCCUUCCAGUGGCUUCAUGCUCUUGUCCAGGCUGUUUUCUCUGCUUGGAAUGCCUUUCCCUGGCCUCCUCAUUGCUAAACUCUGUGCUCCUCCAGGGCGGGCACCACGUUGUACUCAUCUUUACCCCCAGCAUCUAGCAGUGUUGGCAUGUAGUAGGCCCUCAAGAAAUGUGUGUUGAAUGAACGAUGCCUGUGACAAGCAACUGGACUUUAUUCUUUCCUGACCCUUGCUCCUGUGACACACCUCUUCCUGGCUGACACUGUCACCCCUUCAGAGCAGGACUGGUCUUCUCUAGGGAAGCUGGAAAGGAAACAGCCAUGGCCAAGGACAUCCUGGGUGAAGCAGGGCUGCACUUUGAUGAGCUGAACAAGCUGCGGGUGUUGGACCCAGAGGUUACCCAGCAGACCAUAGAGCUAAAGGAAGAGUGCAAGGACUUUGUGGACAAAAUUGGCCAGUUUCAGAAAAUAGUUGGUGGUUUAAUUGAGCUUGUUGACCAACUUGCAAAAGAAGCAGAAAAUGAGAAGAUGAAGGCCAUUGGUGCUCGGAACUUGCUCAAAUCUAUAGCAAAACAGAGAGAAGCCCAACAGCAGCAACUCCAGGCACUAAUAGCUGAAAAGAAAAUGCAGCUUGAAAGGUAUCGGGUUGAAUAUGAAGCUCUGUGUAAAGUAGAAGCAGAACAAAAUGAAUUUAUUGACCAAUUUAUUUUUCAGAAAUGAACUGAAAAUUUCAUUUUCUAGCAGGAGGGCAAAAAAAAGAAAAAACCCCACAACCCCAAACCAAAAAAACCUCUGUACCAAUCCAGUGACUUGACUAAUGACCCAAGUGUGGUGUGGGAGAUGGUGUGUGAGGAAUGCAGCAUCUCUGAAGGCAGUAAAACAAAUCUGGGGGAACUUGUUUCAGACGUCAGUGCCUAUCUGCAGGCGAACACCCAGUGGCCAUUGUGGUCCAGGUUCUCACCUCUUGCAUUCUCAGUCUGAACUGAGCAGCCUAUAAAUUUUUUUUGUAAAUUCACAAAGCUUUGGAAGGAAAAGCAAUAAAUUAUUUUCAAAUGGC